UGCAUGUCCAUAGCAACAUAACUCAAAGUGUAGUACUAGAAAGCUAAGUAUGAGUGAACUAUGGGCACAACUAGGCUCUAUACUAGCCACCAUAAUGUUCAUGUAUGCCAUAAUUGAACGUUUUUUACCAUCUUCAUUUCGUGAUAGUCUUCAAAUCUAUUCACAAAAAGUAAUAACCCUUUUUUACCCUUACAUUCAAAUCACUUUCCAUGAAUUCUCAGGUGAAAGACUCAAAAGAAGUGAAGCAUACACUUUCAUACAAACCUACCUAAGUGAAAACUCAUCCCAACUAGCCAAAAGACUCAAAGCAGAAGUCAUAAAAGAUAGUCAAAACCCAUUGGUUCUUAGCAUUGAUGAUGAUGAAGAAGUCACCGAUGAAUUUCAAGGUGUUAAGCUUUGGUGGGCUGCAAUCAAAAUUGAAACUUCAUCACAUGGUUUUUCUUCCUUCUCUAAUUAUAAGAGAUACUAUAAACUCACUUUUCAUAAAAAGCAUAGAGAUUUGAUUACAAUUUCUUACAUCAAGCAUGUUUUGAAAGAAGGGAAAGAAAUUGCGAUGAGAAAUCGGCAAAGGAAGCUUUAUACGAAUAAUCCAAGUAGUGGUUGGUAUGGUUACAAACAAUCAAAAUGGAGUCACAUUGUUUUUGAACAUCCUGCGACUUUUGAGACACUUGCCUUGGAAAAGAAGAAAAAAGAUGAAGUUAUUAAAGAUCUUUUGAAGUUUAGAAAUGGUAAGGACUAUUAUGCAAAAAUCGGUAAGGCUUGGAAACGCGGUUAUUUACUUUAUGGUCCUCCAGGAACAGGUAAAUCUACUAUGAUAGCCGCUAUGGCGAAUUUCAUGAACUAUGAUGUUUAUGAUCUUGAAUUAACCGCGGUUAAGGAUAAUACCGAGUUAAGAAAGUUGUUAAUUGAGACUUCUAGUAAAGCUAUUAUAGUUGUUGAAGAUAUUGAUUGUUCACUUGAUUUUACUAGCCAAAGGAAGAUUAACAAAAAUGAAAAAAAUGAUGAAGAAGACUCAUUCAUGGAACAAAAAGAUUAUUAUCAUAGGAAAAAAGAGGAAGAAGAAAAUAACAGUAAAAAUAGUAAGGUAACUUUAUCUGGUUUAUUGAAUUUUAUUGAUGGAAUUUGGUCCGCGUGUGGAGGGGAGAGGAUUAUAAUUUUCACGACGAAUUUUGUGGAGAAACUUGAUCCAGCUCUUAUUAGGACAGGAAGGAUGGAUAAACACGUUGAGUUAUCUUAUUGUUGUUUUGAAGCUUUUAAGGUUCUUGUUAAGAAUUAUUUGGAUAUUGAGUCACAUUAUUUGUUUGAUGAAAUUGGUGAUUUGUUGGAAGUUAUUAAUAUGACACCUGCUGAUGUUGCUGAGAAUUUGAUGCCUAAGUCUGUGAAUGAAGAUGUCGAGACUAGUUUGAAGAAUUUGAUUCAAGCACUUGAGAGGAAGAAGGUGGAAGAACAAGAAGUAGAAGAAGACAAGGAAGAUAGUGUAGGAAUUGUGGAAGAUGUGAAGGAAAAUGGUUACAUUGUGAGUGUGAAAAAUAAUAUGCUUUUGUGAUGGAGAUAUAUUGUUACAAUGUGGUUGAAACAUCUAUUUAGUAACAUUAUUAGGAGUUGAAAUGUGUAUUUGUUUCUUUUGAUAGGUAGUUUAUUGUGUUUGUAGAUCUAAAUGUUCUCAUAUAGCUCAAUUUGUUGUGAAAUCAUCUAUUAUUCAAAUAUGUUAUAUUAAUUUGGAUGUUAAAAAGUAA
Molecule: messenger RNA, 1736 nt
Organism: Medicago truncatula (barrel medic)
Lineage: Eukaryota; Viridiplantae; Streptophyta; Magnoliopsida; Fabales; Fabaceae
Product: AAA-ATPase ASD, mitochondrial
Exons: 1
Coding region: 50-1546 (498 amino acids)
Molecular function (GO): ATP hydrolysis activity; ATP binding
Source: RefSeq, a predicted model, not a curated record